Molecule: messenger RNA, 806 nt
Organism: Salvia miltiorrhiza (redroot sage)
Lineage: Eukaryota; Viridiplantae; Streptophyta; Magnoliopsida; Lamiales; Lamiaceae
Product: hydroxyproline O-galactosyltransferase HPGT3-like
Exons: 7
Coding region: 1-477 (158 amino acids)
Cellular component (GO): Golgi membrane
Molecular function (GO): hexosyltransferase activity
Source: RefSeq, a predicted model, not a curated record
AUGGAUGAUAAUCAUGAGGAGGCUGAUGAGGAAUUGCCCAAGAAAGCAAAAUUUUUCUUUAGCGCAGCAGUGCAGAUGUGGGAUGCAGAGUUUUACAUUAAAGUUGAUGACAAUGUUGAUCUGCAACUUGAUGAUUUGAUUCAACUUAUACAAAGCCGCCAUGGUCAGGAUAGUGCUUAUAUUGGUUGCAUGAAGUCUGGGGAAGUAGUAGCUGAAGAGGGAAUGCAAUGGUAUGAGCCUGAAUGGUGGAAAUUUGGUGAUCAGAAAUCGUAUUUCCGUCAUGCAGCUGGUUCUAUCUUCAUACUCUCAAAAAAUUUAGCUAAGUACAUACAUAUCAAUAGUGCAUCCUUGAAGGUUUAUGCUCACGAGGAUGUAUCCGUGGGGUCAUGGAUGAUGGGUCUUCGCGCAACCUAUAUAGAUGACAGCCGUAUGUGCUGUAGUUACUCAAGCCAAGACAAGAUCUGCUCGUUGGCUUGAAGUUACAGUGAGACGAGCCUUUGCAGCAGCGCUACUGUUGGGAUACAUUUUGUGCAGAGAAACAGAGGAACUCAUGGAUCUUUAGUUAGUACCAUUCUUAUUUUUUGUUAGCUGCCGCAUCUGCCAAGAAUGUCGGUUUUUAUACCUCAAAAACUCGUAACUGCAUAGAAAGAUAUAUCUGAAUUAGGUGGAUUGCUCUGGGAAAAUUGCUCACCCAGAAGCAUGUUCAGUAUAGAACUAUAGAUACAUACAAUACAUACAUAUUUGUCACAACAGAGGCUGGCACACACAGUUUUCCAAAAGAUAUAUAUAUUCCUUUUGUUUCUUAA